GUUCUUAGUAAACUGCAGCCGGGAAGACAAGACUCAGAUGGAGGUAGAAAGAGCUGAUCCAGAGUGGGUCUAAUUUCUAAGCCUUUAUCUGGGGCUGAGUUUUUGUUGUUAACUUAUUGAAUUUGGAGAUGUAUUGCACUGGUCACAUGAACACCAGAGCAGCACCAGCUUCAAAUUAGUGACAGGCAGUUUUGAUUUUGUAGAAUAUUUUUAUUAAAGAAGAUAAAAGAGCCAAGCAUAGAUCUAAUCCUCUUUUCACCCAACUGCAAAAUCAAAAGUUAAGAAACAGCAUCUAAGAGCACUUUUAGGUGGGAAAAACGUCUACCUAGAGAUGGCUCUAAAUGAUAGUUUCCUUCCAAACUUGCACUGCAAUGUCUCCAAUCACAGUGUGGAUCUGCCCAUGAACGACGACUGGUUCCACCCAGGGAUCCUCUAUGUUAUCCCUGCAAUUUAUGGAGCUAUCAUUCUGAUAGGCCUCAUUGGCAACAUAACCCUGAUCAAGAUCUUCUGUACAGUCAAGUCCAUGCGGAAUGUUCCGAACCUGUUCAUCUCCAGUCUGGCACUGGGAGACCUGCUCCUCCUGGUAACGUGUGCUCCCGUGGAUGCCAGCAGGUACCUGGCCGACAGAUGGCUGUUUGGCAGGAUUGGCUGCAAACUGAUCCCCUUCAUACAGCUUACUUCGGUCGGCGUGUCUGUCUUCACACUCACCGCACUCUCGGCGGACAGGUACAAAGCCAUUGUCCGGCCGAUGGACAUUCAGGCCUCUCAUGCCCUGAUGAAGAUCUGCCUCAAAGCCGCCUUGAUCUGGGUCAUCUCCAUGCUGCUGGCCAUCCCAGAGGCUGUGUUUUCUGACCUCCACCCCUUCCACGAGGAAAGCACCAAUCAGACCUUCAUUAGCUGUGCCCCAUACCCACACUCUAAUGAGUUGCACCCCAAAAUCCACUCCAUGGCUUCCUUUUUGGUCUUUUACAUCAUCCCACUGUCAAUCAUCUCCGUCUACUACUACUUCAUUGCCAAAAAUCUGAUCCAGAGUGCUUACAAUCUUCCUGUGGAAGGCAACAUCCAUGUCAAGAAGCAGAUUGAAUCCCGGAAGCGACUCGCCAAGACAGUACUGGUGUUUGUGGGCCUCUUUGCCUUCUGCUGGCUCCCCAAUCAUGUCAUCUACCUGUACCGGUCCUACCACUACUCUGAGGUGGACACCUCAAUGCUCCACUUUGUCACCAGCAUCUGUGCCCGCCUCCUAGCCUUUACCAACUCUUGUGUGAACCCUUUUGCCCUCUAUCUGCUGAGCAAGAGUUUCAGGAAACAGUUCAACACCCAGCUCCUUUGUUGUCGACCCGGCUUGAUGACUCGGUCUCACAGCACUGGCAGAAGUACCACCUGCAUGACUUCCUUCAAGAGUACCAACCCCUCUGUGGCCACUUUCAGCCUAAUCAAUGGAAACAUCUGUCAUGAGGGGUAUGUCUAGACUGAUCCUUGACUUUGCCCCACUAGGGAUUCCUGGUUUUGUUUUAUGGCUAGUCAGGAGCCCUCACAUUUGUUGUCUCUGUACCCUCCAAAGACCCUUCAGAAAGUUCAUGAAUGGUAUAGGUAGGUUGGGGAGAGGUCUAAAUCAAUCACUAUUAUAUCUCAAAGUAAGCCGUCAGGCUUAUGUUUUCCAUUUCAGCCUGUGAAUGUCUCUUCAGAGGCAAACCUUCACUUUUUCAGAAAAAGGAACAAAUACGUAAUUAUUAUUUUAAGCUUCAAGCCCAGAUAUACAAGUGUGGCCAAUUAAGUCAUAGAAACCAUGUGAACAACCAGAUCUACAUAGCAGAUGAUCAUACAUUGAAUGUCUACUUUGUAAAAGACUUCAUCUUGUCAUUUCUUUAGGGAGAAGCUAUGCUUUAAAAAUAUGAUUUGACUCCUUUCUCAGGAAUAUCUAUAACACAAAAAACAAGGAACAACUUUCAUUUACACUCCCAGCAUGAAAAGUCAACCCUACGAAAGAGCCCCAUGUAGGAGGAACAGUCUCCAAAUUGUUAACACCAGAAGCCAAUUUUAUAUAAAACAAAACCAUAAGUGUUGACUUAAAUCAAG
Tupaia belangeri chinensis (Chinese tree shrew) is the source of this 2076-nucleotide messenger RNA. RefSeq names its product gastrin releasing peptide receptor (gene GRPR). Bases 332 to 1468 code for a protein of 378 amino acids. The record is from RefSeq and is a predicted model, not a curated record. Gene Ontology annotation, biological process: G protein-coupled receptor signaling pathway. Gene Ontology annotation, molecular function: neuropeptide receptor activity. Gene Ontology annotation, cellular component: plasma membrane. The transcript is spliced from 3 exons. Lineage: Eukaryota; Metazoa; Chordata; Mammalia; Scandentia; Tupaiidae.